Messenger RNA from Maniola jurtina (meadow brown), 4938 nucleotides. It is a transcript of the gene Girdin, whose product is annotated as protein Daple. Gene Ontology annotation, molecular function: dynein light intermediate chain binding; microtubule binding. The transcript is spliced from 7 exons. Lineage: Eukaryota; Metazoa; Arthropoda; Insecta; Lepidoptera; Nymphalidae. Bases 183 to 4283 code for a protein of 1366 amino acids. Gene Ontology annotation, cellular component: cytoplasm; centrosome. Gene Ontology annotation, biological process: cytoplasmic microtubule organization; cytoskeleton-dependent intracellular transport. The record is from RefSeq and is a predicted model, not a curated record.
UCGUGUUACGGUUUUGCGAUUUGCAUUUGCUCCUCUUUAACAAUUUACAGAUUCCUUGUAAUUAUUUGCCGAUGUUUAGUAGAUUUAUCACUCGAGUUAACAAUUCCGAAUGCAUAUUCGAUGCAAUGUUAUGUGGAAGAGAGCAAAGAAUUAGGUUUGGUUCAUCCUAACGCUUGGCAAGAAUGGCUGCAUCUGCCAGCGAAAUCGAAGACUUCCUAAGUGGACCUCUUAUUUCGUGGUUCAAAUCAUGUCUCCCAGAGCCAGAAAGCAUCAAGAAUUAUUCAUCCCUAUUCGAUGGAGAUAUCCUACACCAUAUCUACCUCCAGAUUGAUCCAGAACCAUCAUUUCACAUUACAAAAUUAACAGGGCUUGAAGACCAAGCACUCUUAUUGGGAAGAGUAAAAAACUUUGAUGCUAUAGUUAAGAAUGUAAAAGCAUUAUAUGAUGAAGAAUUGGGAAUGACACUUUUAGUUGUGCCAGAGUGCAUUUGCUUGGGAAAGGCUCCAGAAUCUCGUGAGGGAUUGGAAAAUAUGAAGCUACUCGCUCUAUUAUUACUUGGUGCAGCUGUUCAAUGUCCUAACAAAGAAGUUUUCAUUACAAGAAUUAAGGAACUGGAUGUUGAUUUACAGCACAAUAUUGUAGAAUGUAUAAAACAGGUAACAGACAUGCAAACAGUUGUAUUGACACCAGAUGCAAUAGAUCUAUUCCAAUCACCAGCUAUGUUUAAUCACAUGAGAAGGCUAGCCAAAGAAAGGGAUCACUAUUUACAAAACUGGGCAUCUUUAGUCCUGAAUGAAGGUUUGUGUGAAAACGAAAAUGAAAACAAAAGUGGAAAAAGCAGAUCAACACAAAAUGUCAAUCAGAAUAAUGGCGAGAGUCAACAUUUGGCUGUUGAAUUAGCUGAUUGGAAAGCAAGGCUCAGAAAACAAAGACAAGAAUUGGAAGAAAAAUCAGAACAGCUUUCAGAAUGUCGAGAGGAAUUGGAACAUACAAAACAAGUGUUAGCGAAAUUACGUGCAGAUAGUCAAGAGUGGUUUAAUGAGGCCAGAAAAGCUGCAGGAUAUAGAGAUGAAGUCGAUGCUCUUAGAGAAAAGGCUGAGAGAUGUGACAGGUUAGAACAAGAAAUUCAGCGGUAUCGUGAUCGUUUAGCUGAUGCUGAAUAUUAUAAAACUCGAGUAGCUGAGUUACGUGAAGACAACAAAGCUCUAAUGGAAACAAGAGACGCUUUGGAAGAACAAUUACAAAGGGCGCGUAAAAGAGCUGAACAAUGUUUAACUCUAGAAGCAGCUAUGAUAAAACUAAAAAGAGAGGCUAACGACAUUGCUUUGGAAAGAGAUGCUGACCAGCAAAAGAUUCAAGAACUCAUUGAAGAAAAUAAUCAUUUACAAUACAUAACCAGAUCAGUUUUAAGCGAAAGUAAUAAUAGUAAUUUAGAUACAGAUAAUGAAGGUGAAAAUACGUUGGAGUCGGGUGAAAAUAGUUUAUCCGAACAAUUGACAAGUAACGCACAAGCGCGAGCUUUAAAACUUGAACUAGAAAAUAAGAGACUACUUUCUACUAUAGACAGUCUCAGAGAACAAUCGUUAUUAGAAAGCAGUGAUAAAGUUUUAGAAUUAGAAAAAGAAAAAAAGAGAUUGACCCUGAAAUGUGAACAGUUACAAGAAAAUUGUAACAGGCUCAAGCAACAAAAUUCAGAAUUGGAGGAAGUAUUUAAGAAUGCUUUAGAAGAAAAUCGCAAGUUACAAGAUUCAUUAGAUAAGCAGAAAUCUUUCAUGGAUAGACAAGCAAUUGAUAGAGAUUCGGAGAAAAAUAAGUUACAAGACUUCGAAACGCAUCUGGAAUCUUUAACUAAAGAUAAACAACGAAUCCAAAUGUUAUGUGAUUCCAUUCAGCGACGAGCAGACGACCUGGAGAAAACUUUAGAUUCAAGGACUAAAGAACUGAACAUCACUAAGCCUGAAGCUGAAAAAGUAACAAGACUGAUCAUACAAACAGAAGAAUUAAAAACAAAACUUACUUAUAGUGAAAAAGAGACUCAUAAUUUACAAAGAGAAGUCAAUAAAUUAAGAGAAGCAAUAGAAGAGAAAGCAGUGACGCUUGAUACAGUCACAACUGAAAUUGAACUUAAAAAUAAGGAAAUCGAAAGAUUAGCAAGACAACUUGAUAUAAAUCAGACAUUAUGUAAUAAGCUUCAAGACUUAGAACAAAAAACACAAGAGCUAAAAUCGCAUAAGAAAGUGGAUACGGAAACAAUACAAACUUUACAAAAAGAUUUAAUAUUGGAGAAAGUUAAUUUUGAUAAGUUGAGAAACUGUAUGGAAAAAUUAGGAGUAAAUACUUCCGAAAUUAUAACUAAGGACGUAAACGUCGAAGAGUUGCUGGAGAAAGUAAUAACUAAUGCAGACCACGAGACGUUAAUAUCUGAAAUAGCAGCAAAAGCAAAUGUUUUUAAAUUAGUACCUUGUAAUUGCAAUAAUAAAGAAAAACCUGAUGUCGAUGAAAGUGUAAUAAAUCCACAAAUGGAACAAUUGUCAACUGACUUAGCAGCAUUGCAAGUUUCAUUGGAAAACUGCAAAGCUGAAAAUGCAAAACUGCAAGUCAAUGUAGCUACAUUAAAUUCGCAAAAUGGAUCUCUGAUUUCGCAGCAAAUGACUUUACAACUUGCGAAUAGUCAGCUAGCUGCAGAAAAAGAAGAAAUAUUAAAACAAUUGGAAGUCUUAAAGGAUAAACAAGAUAACCUCUUGCGCGACCAAGUAGCUUUACAAACACUCCAUGAACAAUUGAACACAGAAUAUGAAAUGUUACUGAGUGAAAAAGAACCCGUAAAAGCAGCCAUUCGAGACUUAAAAACUGAAAAUAGGGAGAUAAAAGAAAAUUUAGCCACAUAUGAGAAGAAGGUUGCAGAACUUGAGUUAGAACGUGAGAACCUAAAAAUAGAAUCCAGAAAUUUAACUAAUCUUAGAGCUGAACAUUCGAAACUAAAGGAAGACUUCAGAAACCUGUUUACUGCCAGUGACAGAUUGAAAAAUGAGUACAGAAAUAUGCAAGAAGAAUAUAGAAAUAUUCGAAGUGAAGUUGCACAAUUAAAGUUAAGAAAUACUGAGAUGUCUGGCGAAAUAAAUACGAAAUCCGAGGUUAUUACAAGUAUGGAAUUAGAAAUAAGCAAAACAAAUCAACAUUGUGAUAUGUUGAUACAGAUGAAUAAAAGUUUAGAUGCAGAUAGAAGAUCAUUAAUGGAUCACGUGUCUCAACUUCUCACGCAGUAUCACGAGUUACUAGCACACUCUUUAAAAGACAAACAACACUAUCAUGAAGAAGAAAAAAUGUUCGCCGACAGAGUAAACGCUCUCUGUCGUCAAAAAGAAAAACUAGAAGAAAAAAUUAUGGAGCAUUACAAAAAACUGGAUAACUGCACUCCCAAAAGACGAGGCUUCGGCGCAUCAUUCGUUAAACGAGUGCGGAAAGCUGGCACGGACUUAAUCAACAAAGUGCCGUCGAGAAGCAACAAACGAAUAGAGGACUCGAGUCGGUCAAAAUCACAGCUCACGCUCGCCGGUUCCGAGUCUGGCGAAUCCGACCCGGGUAGUCAAGAUCUAGAGAAACUGUCCAAAAUUUCCGACCCAGACCAAGGCAGCUCAAAUCCAAGCGUCGAAUCACCCAGGCACAGUUCCGAAUUAAGUUUUAACCGGCGGUUUGAUGACACUCUUUUAAAGAAGUCUGAAAAUAUGGAUAUGUCGGCAUCGCUACAUAGCAUAGACCCGGUGAGAAUCCCGAGCGAGAGUAAUUUCGUGCGAAGGCUGUCGUCAGCGUCCAUUCACAGCGGCGGAGGAGACGAUGCUCUGAUGCGCGCCUCGCUGCGGCGACGCCCGCACAAAGCCGUUCCGCCUUCACAUCGAAAUAGUUAUCAAGGGUUAGAGGGAGAAACCAGUUUGCCUGCAGCAUCAACACCAUCCCCCGUAUUCGGCGCUGCCGGAACUCGUCGAACGGUAUACUUGACGGAUGACAAUCCAGAAGUCAAUCUAAACAGCAAGCCACAAAGUACACCGGUGAAGGAAAAUCCUACUUACUUGGUUUACAAUAGAAUUUCUACGGUAAUUGGCGAUGGAGCUUGUAAAAGCAGCGGCGAUAGGCCGACGAACGAACACCACAGGACGCAGGAGCAGCCGCGCCCAGUGGAUGACGGCGAACAAGAGAGAGACGACGCGCGGCGGACGGCGAGUCGCAACGACAAGCCGGACAAUUCUAAAGAAACGGCGAUAUGGUACGAGUAUGGGUGUGUAUGAAUUUUUUACAAGAGUCUGUCCAGUGAAAGCUGAUAGUGGGAAUGAGAGGCUUUAAACAUUUUAGGUUGUUUAACUAGGAAUGGACGUAUUUGAUACUUUACAUUUUUUUUUUUAAUAUUUACCUACACAGAUUGCUUAAUAAACUCUAUGCAUUAAUCUUCUUUUUGCUAUACAAAUACACAUUGCAGAAAACAGGAUUUUACUGUAUGGGACUAUGUCAAUAUCUAAUAUGAUUUUUAGUGCUCCGUAACUCAAAAGGAAAAACGGAACCGUUAUCGGAUCACUGCUAUGUUGUCUGUCUGUCGCGUCUGUCGAGAAAACCUAUAGGUGUUUAGGUUAGGCUAGGCCGGUUUUAUUACUAUGUUUAUAGAAUAAUUUUAUUAAUAUUAUGCGAUCCAAUAAAACAAAUUCUGUAGAAUUUUAUAGUAUAAAUAUUCUGCAUUAUUACUUAUCUAAGCAAAACAAAAAUUAUAAGGAUUUAGUAUCAAAACCAGGUGAGUUCAUAAAAAACCGGUCAAGGGCAAGUCCGGCUCGCACAAGAAAGGUUCCGUACCAUCGUAUAAAAAUAAAUAAAUUUUAAAUGAUGUAAGCACAAAUUCACGGUUUUAGAAUUUUCCCUUAACUUGUGCUAUAAGACCUACCUACCUGCUUUUCA